CCAACUUGCUGUCAACAUCAGAUGUCCAGGACAGAAGUUCCAUCAAGGUCAUCUUUACAUCAGUUGCACCUGCACAGCCUGUUGUCUCCCUGCCCCCUCCCUACUCAGCUGCUGCCACUUCCCGCUGUCUAAAUGACUCCUUAUCUCUCUCAUCUGGAAGCUCCGUCAAUACUGACAUACUGUCUUCUCCUGAGUCCACGUCAAGAUCAUCUGGAUGGCCCCCUGUCUUCAUUGUGCCCCGGUUCUCUUACGACACUGAACUACAGCUGGACAGGGCCAACGCUACUUUCAAAACGGACGGAACAUUGUUGAGUCCUGACAACAAACUUAAAUCUGCCAUUCUUGAUGGCUUAGCUGAGAAGAUUAUAGAGUACAAAGUCUACCUCUCUGACAGUGAGUUUGAGGAGGUAGCAAAAGCUCUUGUCUCAUCACAUCCAUGUUUGAAAGAACCCGGUUCUUUCACUGGAUAUGGCGGAUGGAAGACGAGCUUGAAAUAUAAACUUGCUAACUACCGAACAAAGCUUAGGCGGCUUGGAUGCCCCGAAGUUGUAGUAAAUGCCCUAAAACACAAACCUGAUGGCAAAUGCAGUCCUGCCUAUGGUGUGAAAAAGCCGAAAAAAGCAGAGGUGAAUUACUGCCCCACCUACCCAUCCGGGGAAACGGCAGAGACGCUUGAAAAGUUAAGAGUGACCCUUCUCUCAGAAGUAAUACAAAGGAAUAAUGAGGACAAGGUGGCAACAUUGAUGGAAAAGACCUUUGCAUGCAGAAGGCAAGAGGUUGUUCGGCAGGCACCAUUGAUAGCCGAUUUCAAAACCAGGUGGCCGGCUCUCUUCCAUGUGCGUGAGGUGAAUGCAGAAUUUAAGAGAAUCACAACAAUUAAUUUGCAAUCCAAGUUCUUCUCUUCGCUGGAUAUUCACUCUACAAGCCUGAUCGACGUGUAUACCAAGAAAGGUGGAGUUCAAGGGAAGAAGAUCAAAAGCAUCAUGCUUCCCAUAACCCAGACUAACAGCAUUGACGUGAGACGCGAAUGCAUCCUCAAAGGUCUUUGUGUCUACUUCAAUGAAGAUCCAGAGAAGCUGGUGAAGGAAUACAUGAGCAUCGACAACAGCAGUCAAACGGCAGAGACGGUCUUCGGAAUAUUUGUCAUUCGACACGAAGGUGCAGAGCCUGGGGAUGACCCCGAGAACGUUGGGAUCAUUCUGGAGGGGGUCGAAGUGUUGGAUGAGUUGGGAAACGUAUCUUUUGCGGUGGCGAUGAUGUUUGCUCUCGUGUAUGCUCUAAACUUGAGCUACCCUCCAGAGCUGAAGUUUACAUUUGAAGCACUGCAGAAAAUAAUGAUGGAGCUAGAUGGAAACAGACUAUCCACAAAAGGACAAGUCCUCAAAACAUUGCUUUCCCGUGCCUAA
Molecule: messenger RNA, 1406 nt
Organism: Gymnodraco acuticeps
Lineage: Eukaryota; Metazoa; Chordata; Actinopteri; Perciformes; Bathydraconidae
Exons: 5
Coding region: 744-1406 (220 amino acids)
Source: RefSeq, a predicted model, not a curated record